AUGUCUUUCAAAAUAUCAAACAUUUCAAGCUUCAAUCCGACGGUGGUAUUGGCAAUUUCGGACGGUUUCGUUGAGACCAUCACAUUCAGCCCGUCACGAAAUCAGCCACACCUUUUCAACAAGUCUGCAGUUGAUGAAAGUCUUACAAAGGCGCUCGGUUUCGGAAGUGACUGUGACAAGCCGAUACGCGAUGCCAAGGUCGCUUUAGCUAUGGAUGAUUUGAGACUGCAUUCGGCUUUUGAGCUGGGAAUCGCACUUGGCUGUGACAACUCCACGAACUUGGAGAAAAAAGCUGCCACUGUUGGUGCAGUUGUGGAUAUGCUUAAGAAGACAGUUACGCUGGAUGUUGUUCAAGAGUACUCUGUGGUUCCGUCAGCGAACCCUGCCGAUCAUUUUACGCCUGAUCAAACAGUGAUGGUAACAAGUGCCUCGAUACCAGUUCUGGAGAAGAAAGAGUGUUUGUUUACCGUGCCCACAAAAAAUCAUUUAUUAAAGUUGUAUCGUAUGGGUAACGGAGAACCGCCUUACACAUUGAUUAUGGCUGUCGAAAAGGUUAGUUCGCAUGUAGAAACGGAUACUUUAAAGUGCUUUCAAAAAUGA
This is a messenger RNA of Cooperia oncophora, 600 nucleotides long. The record is from the annotation of a GenBank genome assembly. Lineage: Eukaryota; Metazoa; Nematoda; Chromadorea; Rhabditida; Trichostrongylidae.